GUCAAUAAAGAAAUAAAAAUUUAAUUAACAAAAAUGACUAUAUUAUAAAAACAUUACAACAUAAAAACUAACUAAAUAAAUAACAAUAACAUCUACUAAAUACUUUUUAAACAUAAACAUUAACAGCAAAUAACUACACUAUCUAGACAGAUACUAAUAAUAAACGCAACGCAACGAAAAUGUCGCAUUUUUCAACAAUAUUGGAAAAUUUACGCAUGGUGGCCAUAAAGCGGAGUCCCUUAACACAACAGAAACAAAAGCAACAACAACAACAACAGCAGCAGCAGCAACAGGCUGUUACCCCAACUUCACCACAACCACAACAACAUGUAAAUAAUUCCCCCCAAGUGGCAGCUACAACAAAUUCAUAUAAUGAUGAAGCAUCAACCCAUGAACCGGAUGUAAAAAUUAAUAAUGAUAAUAAACAAUUUAAAGUUUUUAUCAACAACAACCACCCACACCACAAUCACCGGAAGCACCAACACCACCAACAUGUACAAAAUCCUCGCACAAUCACAACAAUGAAGAUUAUUCAAUAGAUAAAAACUCUAGUGGAAAUACACCAUCUACAAACGCCCCGACAAGAAAAUCGCAUUAUUCCAGUAGUCAU
This is a messenger RNA of Lucilia sericata (common green bottle fly), 610 nucleotides long. Its product is annotated as small heat shock protein hspG3-like. Lineage: Eukaryota; Metazoa; Arthropoda; Insecta; Diptera; Calliphoridae. The record is from RefSeq and is a predicted model, not a curated record.